AUGCUGAAGAAAACAAUUCUAACAUUGAAACAGUGUAAUGUUCAUAUCAAAUGGAAUCACAUAUUUGCCAAUUCUGUCAGAAACAUUAGCAGUACUACACAAAAUGAUUCAACAACCUCGUACUCUGUUCCAAGGGAGAAAGUGGAUUGUGUAGUCAUAGGAGCUGGUGUGGUUGGAAUAGCAGUUGCAAGAGCUCUAGCACUCAAGGGUAGAGAGGUAAUUGUCAUUGAAUCAGGACCUAGUUUUGGUACUGGCACUAGUUCUCGAAAUAGUGAAGUUGUUCAUGCUGGAAUUUACUACCCUCGUGAUUCUUUUAAGGCGAUUUUUUGUGUAAAAGGACGACAAAUGUUAUACGAGUACUGCUCAAAGCACGAUAUCCCACAUGAACAAACUGGUAAGCUUAUAGUGGCUACUCGAUCCUCCGAGAUUCCAAAGUUAAAUGAUAUAUUAAAUCAUGGUAUUCAGAACGGUGUUGACGGUUUGAAGGUGAUGGAUGGUGUUGAAGCCAUGAAAAUGGAACCAGAAUUGCAAUGCGUGAAAGCAAUACUAUCACCUCUCUCAGGGAUUGUCGAUUCUCAUUCCUUAAUGCUUUCUUUAGUGGGGGAAGCUGAAAAUCACAGAACAACCUUCACAUACAAUUCAACCGUCAUCGGCGGACAUAUAGAAGGAAAUGAGCUUUCUCUCCAUAUAUCAGAAACAAAGAGUCUUAAGGAAUGGAAUGAGAGAUCAAUUCUGCAACCAGAAUUAUUACUUAUACCUAAACUUGUAGUAAACUCUGCAGGCCUUAGUGCCCCUGCCCUUGCAAAAAGAUUUACGGGCCUACAACACCGAGUCAUUCCUCCUGCCUAUUAUGCGCGUGGUUGCUACUUCACGUUGUCGAAUACGAAAGCUCCUUUCAAACGUUUGAUAUAUCCUAUACCAGAGGAUGGUGGACUUGGAGUGCAUGUUACUUUAGACUUGAAUGGUCAGGUCAAGUUUGGUCCGGAUGUUGAAUGGAUCGACGGUGUUGAUGAUAUCUCAAGCUUUCAAAAUAAGUUCGACUACUCAGUACAUGCAAACCGUGCCGAGAAGUUUUAUCCAGAGAUAAGAAAAUACUAUCCGAAUCUAAAAGAUGGAUCUUUGGAACCAGGAUAUUCGGGAAUCCGACCUAAACUUUCGGGACCCUGUCAGUCACCUGUUGAUUUUGUUAUACAGGGAGAGGACAUUCAUGGGAUACCUGGACUUGUUAAUCUUUUGGGAAUUGAGUCACCUGGUUUAACAUCAAGCUUGGCAAUUGCAGAUUUCAUUUCUACUAAAUUUUUAUGA
Lathyrus sativus (Indian pea) is the source of this 1305-nucleotide messenger RNA. The record is from the annotation of a GenBank genome assembly. NCBI's taxonomy places the organism in Eukaryota, Viridiplantae, Streptophyta, Magnoliopsida, Fabales, Fabaceae.